Molecule: messenger RNA, 636 nt
Organism: Plasmodium fragile
Lineage: Eukaryota; Apicomplexa; Aconoidasida; Haemosporida; Plasmodiidae
Exons: 1
Coding region: 1-636 (211 amino acids)
Biological process (GO): endosome transport via multivesicular body sorting pathway; late endosome to vacuole transport; protein transport
Cellular component (GO): ESCRT III complex; multivesicular body
Source: RefSeq, a predicted model, not a curated record
AUGGGCGGGUAUUUCUCGAAGGACCUGGAGGAGUGCCUGCGCAAAGAGAAGAGGAAUAUAAACAGGUCGAUCAGGGAAUUGGAGAGAGAAAUAUUUAAGCUAACAAAAGAGCAAAGCAGGAUCGAAAAAGACAUUAAAAUAAAAGCAAAACAAAAUGACAUCACCACAGUGAGCACCCUGGCUAAGGAUUACAUUCAAAUUAAAAAAAGCAUCACCAAGUAUAAUAAAAUAAAGUCGCAUUUGUGUUCAAUGCGAAUAAAAGUACAAAGUGUAAAAUCGUCUGAACAACUUGGCAGGAGUCUCAGUGAAAUAAAUAAUAUCAUUAAAAGAGUGAAUGGGUAUAUAAAACUGACCUCGUUGAAUAACACAAUUCAUGAAUACCAGAAGGAGAACAACGAAGUGUCUUUGAAGGAAGACAUGCUAGAUGACUUGUUUGAAGCUUUUAAUUAUGACUCUGAGAUGGCUGUAGAAGAACAUGAACUCGUUACUAAAGUGCUCGAGGGGAUGGGGGUUCAGAUGAACGCCAAGCUAGAUGACAUCCCCGCCCCGGGGGAACUUGAAAAUGUACAAGUGGACCCCAUGGGGGUCGCCGACCUGGAGGCGCGACUCAAUAACCUGCGCCUGGGCAAGCCAUGA